AUGUACUAUCAAUGCAAAAAUAAAAUUCAAAGUGUAUAAUUUUCCAACUCUUCAGAUAAUAAAACUGUUUUUUUCUUUUUUUAUAUAUAUAUAUAUAGGAAAUAAGAGUAUGCAAAGCCAAAUGAAAGAAAAGGUUCUUGUUAUGAAACAGACCAUACACGAAUUAGAUAUGUCGCAAACAGAUAUAUUAAACAGAAUGACAUCAAAUAGCACGAGUAGUACUUCAAUACAAGGUGUUGCCUCAAAAGAAAUAUUACAAUUGGAAGAACACGUGAGUCGAGUACACACUCAAUCCAUUGCAUAUGGCAAUAAUCUAGACACUGUAAGAAGGAAGAUUUUAGCCUUGCUAAUGAAAACUAGUAGACUGAACACACUUGUAGAUAAUCUGCAGGUUACGACAGCCUUUGGUGAAGAUAAAAGUAAAGAAGGUUCUACUGAUAUGUCAACUAAUGAUAAAUGGCGUGAAUGUUCAUUAAGUGUACUGGAAAACAAUGGAUCAGAAGUAAAUUGUAAUAUACCAUGCAAGGAAAAUUGUGAAGCAUCUGAUGAAGAUAACACAGAAUACAGAUCGGACAAUGAAUGUUGCAGCGGUGAUGCUAAUAUCCAUAAUCAUCCCUUAAACAAUGUUGAUGACAGGAAAGUACCACCACUUACUCAUAACGCAGUAAAAUGUAAUGUGUCAAACAUUAACCCUUACGAGCCUAUCAGUGAACAAAAUGAUACAAAGUACUUUAAAAAGUUGGGAAAUAAUAGUGAUACCUUACAAGUUCCACAUGCUUUCACUUCAACAAAUAAAUAUCGGAUUUCCAAUAGUGAUGGAAGUAUUCAAAAUGAAAGCGAAAUCGAACAAGACAGCCCAGUACAUACAUGUAACAAGAAAAACAGCGCUGAACGUUCGUCCGAAAGGAAAACUGGUAACAUACCUAAGUUACAUACAAGGAUUCGUAAAAAUGAAUAUUGCUUUAAAAGUAAAACUACAAAUAUACAGAACGACAACCGUGUUACCUUUCAUAAUAACCAGGAAAGUAUUGGAGGGAAAAUUGAUAAAAACUUUUUCAGUAUGGACCCUCAAAGACAAGAAUCGAUUGUACCAAAUAUAGAACCGACAGAACAAAUCACAGAUGAUGUAAAACCAAUGAUGACCUCAGCAACAUCAUACAGUUCCUUCAGUCGAGGAGAAAGAAGGAGACAAGAGGAGGACAUUUAUGGUGACAGACUUUUCGAUGCUGAUCAACCCAAAACUGUUAGAGAAUGGUAUCAGUAUUCCAAACAAAUCAAAGCAUAUGCUUCAGCUAGAGUAAGAUCAGGGGCAGUGAAAGUGGGACGAGCGCAUGACGUCAUUUUGGUAUUAGAUACAUCUGAACGUAUGACAGGGUAUUUCCAGAAGUUGAAAUCAGCUGCUCUACAGUAUGUGUAUGGAAUUCAAUGUGGCGGGAUGGAAAAUGGUAUUGGUUUAGCAGUGUUUGGACGACAAACCCGACUUAUUCAGGAAUCAACGAUUGAUUAUGAAUUAAUCAUAGAAUUGAUAAGACAAUUACGACCGGAUGGAGAUGCACCAAUAAUAGCUGGACUUCUGAUGGGUUAUGCUGGUGUUUCCGCAUGUAAUUCGGGCAGAUUUCAAGAUGUUGUUAUACGGGCCCAUAUGAUUGUUUUCACUAAUGGAUCGUCAGAACAAUGUAAAGUUUCUUCUGAAAAUAAAGACAAUUAUAUUUUUGCAUUACAGAAUGAUCGAGUACCUUCCGACGUUAAUGGUGUAAUUGAAAAGUUAACUUCUUCCACUACAAGAAUAUUCUAUGUUCCUGUUGGCGGAGAUCAGUGCAACAGUAUUUUAGAACAAGCUGUAAGGAAAACAAAUGGAAAAAUUAUACAAGACAAUGAAAUGAAUCGCUUGAUCAGAAUGUCACGAGUUAUGCUUCAUGCAAUUACUAUAGCAUCAGAUAUACGAUAUACAAAGAAUCAUAGCAGAGAUGAUAUUAGAAGGAUGAUAUCAAACCGAUCAGAUUUUCAUGAUACACACGAUGACUGUCUAGAUAUGGUGCAAGAUUAUAGCAACCCUUUAAAGUUUUUUAAUAACCGAGGUCUAUAUAUGGAGAUACAGUGUAACACACUUAAACUAGGAGAUAGAGUAAGACGAGGGCCAGAUUGGACUUGGGAUGAUCAAGAUCUAGGUCUACCAGGAACAGUUGUUGGACGGAAUCGAGACAGCUCGCUAUUCAAUAAAGCAUGGGUUCUAGUUGAAUGGGAUCAUGGAAAACAUGUAUAUCCCUAUAUGUAUGAUGAACAGAUGGAUACAUUUCACAUAAAAAAAGUCAAUGAACCUAGAAUUCUGGUCGAUGAGAUGAUAGCAGUUGGUUGUAGAGUUGUCAGAGGUCUUAACUGGAAAUAUGGAGACCAUGAUGGAGGUAUAGGGACGUUAGGAACAGUAUUGAACCUGAACGAAGAAGGGAAAGUAGUUGUCAGAUGGGACAGGGAAAAUGUAGGCAUAUAUAAAUUUGGAUGUAAUGGACUUUUUGAAGUGAAGCUGUGUGAUGAUUUGUCAAACAGUGCAAGUAGAAUGUCAUAUGUGGAAAGCAAAAGGUCUGUUCAUUCUGAACAAAGGUUUAGGCACACAGAACCUGGAAAAUAUCGAAAUACUUUAGAAACUAUGUUCACAAAUGAAUGUGAUAAAGAGGACUAUCUUAUUCCUUUAUAUUCAGAUACUUCAGUCAGUGCCAUUUGGGAAUACCAAAAAGGUUCACAAUGGAUGAAAUAUCCAUCCGGAAUAAAUGUGAAGAUUGAAAAAGCAUAUCAGAGGAAGAAAACAGGAAAAAUCACUAUCGAAAUGGACCGUACGACAUACAUAGUCAAUUUUUCAAGAAUGAUACAGGCAAACGCCAAUAACAAAACAGAAAUGGCUGUAAGAAGGAAAGAUUGAUGACUACUUAUUACAGUGACUAAACCAACCAUAUGGGUUUCCCGGUCCGCUAUAAGUACACAUCAAAGUAUCAGCAGUACAGAUAAUGAAGUGAAACUAAAAAUAACAGUUAGAUGAAACAGUACGCUAUGCUAACAGACAAUUACUUUAGUCGCCAAAAACUGCCAACAAAGUCCAACACCGUGUAAUAUAUUGGAAUGUAGAAUUAUUUGCAUGCAUCUGCAAUAUUUGUAUUUGUAUUUCUUAACUGUAUUUAUCUUUAAACAAAAACUUCAAAUCACAUUUUCCUUCGUAUUUAUGACAUUCAUUCUUCUAUUUACAUAUAUUUAUACUAAAUGGCAUUUUCCUUCGUUCGUAUGUACAAAUUCGUAUGAGGUUAUAAUGAACUUUAUUUUAUCUUCCUUGUGUACGAAAUCGGUUAUAAUGAACUUCAUUCGAUUAGGUAAUGACAACCUUUAUCUUCGAGAAACAAAGUUAUUUCAGAUAUUACAUAUAGAAUCCUCUGAUUUUGUAUGCUCGUUGAUAACACAAAGUCUCCCAAACUCUAUACUGGAGUAAAUUGCAAAUAAAAUCUUUGCAACCCCGAUUGCAGUCAAAUCCCUAUUGAAGAGUCAAUAAAAAUUACCAAAGGCAUGUUGUAUUUCUAAUGUACAUCUGAAAAACAAUUUUGAUCUUAAACGUUUAUUUGAACCGAACAGCUCUUAAAAUACUAAACAAUAAACACUUGACUUGAGAAUUGCCUCAUUGGCAAUUAUACCACAUCAACGUAUUUACGUAUUAUCCACUGCGGUAAAGUCAGUACUGUUCAGACAACUCGCUUGCAGUCAAUUUAGAUCUGUUCAGUUAUGUUCAUGCUGUCCAGUAGUUGUUAUUUACCUAUACGUAAGUCUAAAAAUUGACCGAAACAUUUAUUGUUCAGACCUUUCAGACGAUUAAAACGACCGUUUAAGACUAAAGUUCGUUUACUAGUGACGUAUUUUAUACCAUUUUGAGAACAAUUGUGAAUGCUCUAUCAUACAAAAGUACGUACAUCCUAUGCCAAAGAAAUUCUCGCUUUUAUAUUAACUGAACGUUACCACACAUAAUGCGUGUACAUGCAAACUAUCAUCUCAAAAUUAUCUACUAUUCUUAGUCAUGUGGUUAACGUUAGGUUAAAAGGAGGUUAAAUGUAAAAGUAGCUAAAUAUUAAAAGGGUUGUAGUUUGAACUGUUAUUCCCUAUUGUGCCCAAUUCUCUAAUGUUACAUGUUGACUGAGUGUGAAUUUGCAUGGCGGGUGAUGAAUACAAAGUAGGAAACGUUUAACCUGUUGACGCACCCGUCUCGCACCUUUUGAAGUCCAUGCGAUUCACUCAGUUUUUGUUUGUUACUUUAUUUGUAUCUUCUUACUCGAUUUAUGAAAUUUGAACAUCGGUUAACUACUAUUGUCUAAAUAUAUUCAUGAAAGAUUAUUAUUUGGUCUAUUUCAAUCCCUAAGUUCUAAACGGCAUUCAUAUUUAGUUAGCAGAGAAAUCCAACAUAAUUUAUAUAUUAGACAUGAAAAGAAUUUUGAAUGGCUUACUCGGUGGAGUCAGGGGGAAAUAUUUAUUUUCAGAAGUAAAGGACUUUUCCCAAUGCCAUUGUAUAUGGAUUUUCUUCUAAUGAACAUACGACCAUAGUUCUAAUCCAACAAUGUAAUAACAUAAACAAAAUGUAUCGCUACCAAAAACCAACCUCAUUUUAACUACAUUUAAUUUAUAAAAGACAUGAUUGAAUA
This is a messenger RNA of Mytilus californianus (California mussel), 4667 nucleotides long. RefSeq lists its product as uncharacterized. NCBI's taxonomy places the organism in Eukaryota, Metazoa, Mollusca, Bivalvia, Mytilida, Mytilidae. The transcript has 21 exons. Gene Ontology annotation, molecular function: metal ion binding; ubiquitin-protein transferase activity. Gene Ontology annotation, cellular component: cytoplasm. Gene Ontology annotation, biological process: protein ubiquitination. The record is from RefSeq and is a predicted model, not a curated record. The coding region runs from base 110 to 2914 and encodes 934 amino acids.